GUGUACACAGCUACGCCAAGGACCUGCUCCUGAUCUCGCUGAUCAUCGUGGCGUUCGGCGGCUGCUGGUUCCUGUGUCUGCACAACCGCUACUCCCAGACGCAGGUCAAGAAGAUGAUGAAGGACCUCGAGGCGCUGCAGAAGGCCGAGGACGCGCUCAAGAAACUGAGCAAAGAAUUGGCUGAGGCAGAGCGUAACCAGAAAUCUGUGAGCCAGGAGAAACAGGAGGAACUGAGGGUGUUACGGCAAAACUCGCUCCGUCUGCAAGUCCCCCCAGCUCGUGUGGCCAACAGUGAGGACCGGUCUCCGUCAUCGUUGAGCCGUGAGGGCUCGGUGGUCCGGCGCAAGGAUGGGGAGCGGAGGCUACAGCAGGCAGAGGAGGAACUGGCCACUCUCCGGGAGGCUUUGUCUGAGGCUGAGAGUAAGCUGGAGCUACAACAACAUCUAGAGAGCCAGUGGUCAGCUCCCGUGGAGCUACAGGCCUGGCUUCAGCUGACCCAUGAGUUGGAGCAGUCCCACUACCACGCCAAACGCCAGGCAGCCGAGAGACAGCUGCUCAUGGCCCGGGACGGGUGUGACAAGAUCAAGAAACGUAACAAAGCGUUCUUGGGCUCCCUCCGUAUGGCACACAGCAACUCCUUGGACGACAUUGACCAGAGCAUUCUGGAUGCCAGAGCGGCGCUGGAAGAGGUGAAGCACGACCUACAGGAGCGCCUCCACCGCUGGAACACCAUGGAGCUGCUCUGUGGGUUCUCCAUCAUCUCCAACCCGGGCCUGGCCGCUCUCAAGCAGGCUCUGGGCCGAGACCCGUCCGGCAGUACUGGAUCCUCUGGGAGAGUGCCCAGCUCGCUCUUGGCCCCCGUGUCCAUAGACGAGGCCGAUGAAGAUCUCCCACCUGCCGAGGAGGCGGAGGAGAAGGCUAGUUUGUCUCAAAUCCCCGAGAGGCAGCGCCAGCAGAUAUUUGCCUGGGCGCAGCGCAGCCGACUCAACUGGAUGAAGAAGAGAAAAGCCCAGGACGACUCUGACAAGAGUAUUUACCAUAAAAUCCCCGAGCGUCAGAGGCAGCAGAUAUACGCCUGGGCCCGUCGCAGUCGACUCAACUGGAUGAUGAAGAACAAAUCAAAUGCGAACUUCCCCACUGGUGGGCUGAGUUCUUCAGGCUCCAAGACAUUCCUCAACAAGCAGGCGCUGGCGGGCAGCACGGGAUCUCUCUCUCACCUUGGACCUAAGGUGCCACAGACCUCCGGGGGUCACGGGGUCAACAGCCACCACCACCACCACCACCAUCAGGUGGGGAAGCAGGAUGCCGUGUCUUUCCAUCUAGGAGAGAGCUCUAACAACCAGAACCAUGAGAGAUCUCAUUCCAACGCCUCCCUCUCUCACCUGUCUGGCGGCCAGGCCAACGGAGCCCACAGCCACCAGCCCCCGCGUAGCCCCGCGCCGUAUACGUCCUCCCUGUCCUACCCGCCCUACAGCCACACGGCGCCCAGCCAACAGCAGGGCCUGGCCUCGGGGAUGAGCCACAGCCAGAGCAUGACCCUGUCCUCUCACUCCUCCUCCGCCGCUCUGUCUCCGGGAAAUUCCACCAAAAUGUUCUCAUCAGCGUCUGGCAACCACCUCGGCCUCAGCUCCGGACACCAGUCGCAUCAUCAUCACCACCACCAGCACGGGACAGCCGACAGCAGGGAGCUGACCGGCAGCAACGGUGUUGAUCUCAGCAACGGUGCGGGGGCAGAGCAGCACCAGCAGCAGCAGGGAAGUGGCGGUGUGGUCAGCAGUCAGCCUCUUCAGGUCAUGGUGGGCAAUCACCACCACCACCUUCUGGACGACUCUGACGGCGCCAGCUGGGACUCUCUUCCACGUAACCAUUCCACGUCUGUUCUCUCCCGCGGUAGGCUGGACCGUAGCCCUGAAUUGGACCUUAGCAGUCUGGACACUGACUCGAUCUACAGCGCCACUGGAGGGCAUAGCUCUGCUGCGACGACGCUGGAGAGGCAGAAGAAGGGAAGCAAAAAGAAAAAGUUUCUGCCCAACUUCCUACAAAAGAAUAAAAAUAAGAUGAAAAGUUCUUAAUAGUCUCACAUCAGAGAAAGCUGUAGAGGUCGAUAGAGAUAGAAUGGGGAAAACAAGUCAGCUUGUUGAUACAAGAUUGAUGCCGAGAGCGAAAAUAAAAAUCCUUGUUACCAGGGGGUUUUUUUUUGUUAGAAACAAGACUUAAGAAGGGGUUGUUUUUCUUGUUUAAUACUUUGUGUACAAUAAGAGAAAUUUUGUCACCAGCUUGUAUUUUCCAGUCAUGGGAUUUUGUGCCAGAGAGCGCAGAUUAAUAAGACGCACACCUACAAACUGACAUAUGUUUAUACCAUUCUGAAUGUUUUAUAAGGUCUGAUUACCGCCGAUGUUCUAACUUCUCUUGCAUGAAUAGUAUGCAAUACAUACAGAGCAUGUAAAAAUGUCUUCUUCCGAUACUAUCAGACGAGUUCUGGAGAUCUUUCAAGUUCCAGUUUGUUGCAUUUAUGUCCGAUUAAAAAAAAAGAAAGGGAUGGCUGUGUGUGUUUUUGCUUAUGAGCUUUGUGUUUGGGUUUCUUUUCAAUACACACCUAAGUUUUCUGUUCUGAAGUAUCCCACUGAAGUGGGUUUUGUUGUCUUGCACUUGUCUUGAAAGUCAUGUUUGACAUAACUCCCAGUCAUGUAGGCUUUUGAGUUAUGGUCUCCGCUGUGCACAAGACACACUAAUAAUUCUGUGGUCAAAGCGCACCCUGUAAUUCUAUAUGUCGUUUUCUCUUAGGCUUAGGGUAUGCUUGAUUUUCUUGUCUGACAGGCUAUUUGACUCUUACAAGAUAAGAGAUAUGAUUUGGAUGUUUCAGAUAGUUUGUAAAUGCGUCUUUGUUAUAAGCAACGUCCUAAAAAUGUAUUGUUAGUCUCAUGCAGGACCAUCUAACUGCCUCAUGUGAGAUGAUUGAUUCUUGGACAAACAUACAGUGUCUCAAUGAUAAAAAUUCUACUGUAUACAAUUUCUAUGACUUAUGGGCCACGACAGAUCUGUUCUUAAAAGUGGCAUUCAAUUUAACUGACAUUCUAAUACCCAUUAUAAACAUGUAUGACAAUUUUUAGAUUUUACACUGAGCGACUGAAGAGUCAAAAGUUUUUUGACAGGCUGAGUGACUCAACUGAACUGUGACAUUUUAUUGACCUUCAGCCCUGACAGUUUUUUGGUACACUGAGUCUCUUGUCUAGGACAGUUGAUUGACAUACUGAGUAACUCAGCAGGGACACUUUAUUGACACGCUGACUGAUUCAUCUGCCACAGUUUAUUGACACACACUAAAUCUCCCAGAUGUGGCUGUUUACUGACACACACACUGACUCAUCUGUAACAUUUUUGUCACACUCACUCUCCCAGUUAUUCUUUGACAUACACCCAAAGUGAAUCAUCUUUGACAAUGCAUCAAUGCCGUGAGUGCGUCAGUGUUUUACAUAAUGUGCAGCUGAACUAAUAUCAAUAACUGAAGCAUUGUCAUUGAUAGUACACGCGUUGAUCUGGUACAAAUAGAUAUACAUACUGUAUGUAAUUCUCUUGCCAUUGAGGAUCUUCAGUGUGACUCGUUUGUCAGUUCUGUGCGACUGGUGUGUGACUCUCAAUCCUCUCAGACUUCUUCCUUCUGUCUAUUUUGUUGGCUGUUGUGCGUCUGUACUGUGUGAUAUGGACUGUUGUUGUUGUUGUCCCAGAUUUAUACUGAAUUUUGUGUGACAGCUUUCCAAGCCCCCCCCCCCCCC
Molecule: messenger RNA, 3773 nt
Organism: Aplysia californica (California sea hare)
Lineage: Eukaryota; Metazoa; Mollusca; Gastropoda; Aplysiida; Aplysiidae
Product: stromal interaction molecule 1
Biological process (GO): intracellular calcium ion homeostasis; activation of store-operated calcium channel activity; store-operated calcium entry
Cellular component (GO): endoplasmic reticulum; plasma membrane
Molecular function (GO): calcium ion binding; protein binding; calcium channel regulator activity
Source: RefSeq, a predicted model, not a curated record